AUGGAGAAAAAGAUAGUAGUGAAAUAUAAAGAGUGUCUCAAGAACCAUGCAGCUGCAAUUGGUGGCAAUGCAACUGAUGGAUGUGGUGAGUUCAUGGCUAGUGGAGAUAAUGACACACUUGAAGCUCUUAUGUGUUGUGCUUGUGAUUGCCACAGAAACUUCCACAGAAAAGAAAUAGAGUCUGAUUCUCAACAUUAUGCUCUUUCAUUGAUUCCUGAUCAUAACAUUAAUGCACCCUUCUUGCCUCAUUUAUCUCCGAUCAAAAGUGAAUCGAAUAGUCCUUCUGAUCAGUCUUACUAUGAGAAAGAUUGUAUAAAGGAGGUGGAAUAUCGAGCCGAAAAGAUGAUAAAGAAGAGGUCUAGAACCAAGUUUACUAAAGAACAGAAGGAGAAGAUGUUGUGUUUUGCAGAAAAAGCUGAAUGGAGGAUACAGAAGCUAGAAGAAUCUGUGGUGCAGAUGUUUUGUCAAGAGAUUGGAAUCAAGAGAAGAAUACUCAAAGUGUGGAUGCACAAUAACAAGAACACUUUUGCUAAGAGAAAUGUUUCUAGUAUUAUUUAA
Molecule: messenger RNA, 558 nt
Organism: Lathyrus sativus (Indian pea)
Lineage: Eukaryota; Viridiplantae; Streptophyta; Magnoliopsida; Fabales; Fabaceae
Source: the annotation of a GenBank genome assembly